AUGGCUUAUGCGCAGGUUCAUGCGACCAGACCGCAAACAAUUGGCUACAGUCUAGCCGACAGUCCUGUUGGGUUGCUGGCAUGGAUGUUCGAAAAGCUUCAUACAUGGACAGACGGUUAUAGCUGGACUCAGGAUGAGAUUCUCACAUGGCCAGGGCCAGCGGCUGCUCAGCACAUCUACUUUGAGAAUGCUCACAGGCAGCCUCCGGCUUUUGAGCAGGCGGCGAAGUAUAUUGAUGUGAAGUUGGGUGUAUCGCUUUUCCCAAAGGAGAUCGUUCUGCUUCCCUUGAGCUGGAACAAGACACUGGGUCCGGUGGUGUUUGAGCGUCGUCAUGAAAAGGGCGGCCAUUUCGCAGCGUGGGAAUGUCCAGAGGCGUUGGCGACGGAUUUGCAGGACAUGUUUGGUACAUGUGGAGGUGCAUAUAAGUGUAUUGAGGGGGCUAGCGGAUUUGCCUAG
Messenger RNA from Parastagonospora nodorum SN15, 456 nucleotides. RefSeq lists its product as hypothetical. The record is from RefSeq and is a predicted model, not a curated record. Gene Ontology annotation, molecular function: epoxide hydrolase activity. NCBI's taxonomy places the organism in Eukaryota, Fungi, Ascomycota, Dothideomycetes, Pleosporales, Phaeosphaeriaceae. The transcript is spliced from 2 exons. Gene Ontology annotation, biological process: epoxide metabolic process. Bases 1 to 456 code for a protein of 151 amino acids.